Verticillium dahliae VdLs.17 is the source of this 720-nucleotide messenger RNA. RefSeq lists its product as uncharacterized. The transcript has 4 exons. The record is from RefSeq and is a predicted model, not a curated record. Gene Ontology annotation, molecular function: chromatin binding. Bases 1 to 720 code for a protein of 239 amino acids. Lineage: Eukaryota; Fungi; Ascomycota; Sordariomycetes; Glomerellales; Plectosphaerellaceae.
AUGUGCAACUUUCAAGUUUCAUACUGGUCUGCUGCCGACAAGGAUGGCCAAAUGGACAUGACGACACCAUCAAGAGGCCCCCCCCUGCAGCAAUCACCAUUCGUACCCAAUGGAAGCUUCGACGACGACAGCACGCUUCACCUCCGAUACAUCGUAGAGCCGCGUGCUGAAUGGGAUGAAUUAAAACCCUUGACCAAGGUACUAAUCCGCGACGUGCUAUACCGUCGCAGGGAUUACGUUUACAUCAGAGGUCAGGACGGAAGAAACUCCCACGCCCUGUGGAUCGCACGCAUCCAGGAAAUCAGAGCCUGUGAUAACACUCGCGCCUACGCUAGGGUGUUGUGGAUGUACCGUCCCGAAGACCUUUCGGGAGAACUGGUAUGCGGGGGAGCCAGGCUUUCCAAUGACGGGGGACGACAGGCAUACCACGGGCAUGCCGAGUUGAUCGCAUCAAAUCACAUGGACAUUAUUAGCCUUUCCUGCAUCAUUGGCAAGUCGACUGUGCGCCAGUGGGUUGAGGAAAAGAAUCAAAAGCACCGUACGUGGUACUGGAGGCAGGCUGUCAACGUCCUGAGCCAGCAGCUCUCGGCAUGCGUGGCAGCAUUUCAGACGAACGUGAAGCCAGCUCAGUGGGGCACACCAGAAGAGGUCGCAGAUGGCGGGACCAAUGCAGGACUCUCGAAGCGCAUCCUGUGUCCAGCCUGCUAUGCAGAGAUCUGA